Molecule: messenger RNA, 2476 nt
Organism: Python bivittatus (Burmese python)
Lineage: Eukaryota; Metazoa; Chordata; Lepidosauria; Squamata; Pythonidae
Gene: NR1H2
Product: nuclear receptor subfamily 1 group H member 2
Biological process (GO): lipid metabolic process; positive regulation of transcription by RNA polymerase II; negative regulation of transcription by RNA polymerase II
Cellular component (GO): RNA polymerase II transcription regulator complex
Molecular function (GO): zinc ion binding; nuclear receptor activity; RNA polymerase II cis-regulatory region sequence-specific DNA binding
Source: RefSeq, a predicted model, not a curated record
UCGAGGCUCUGUACGUGGGACAGGGGAGUCGCGUGGUAUCUCCGGGCGAGGAUGGGAAUCAGCGGCUGGAUUCCCGGUUCCCCACGUCGCAGGCUCUUCGACAAAUCUGGGAAGUAAAGCUGCUCUCCCCAGCUAAGCGGACGAGUUACGUUCUACCUUCAGACAGUACUUUGGUCACCUGUCCCUCCUGCCCACUAACCUGCUGCUGUGCCACCUCCAUAAACCCUGCUAUGUGGUUGUAUACUAGCUGAAUAUUUUCCCCGUAGUGGGGAGGAAGAAUCAGUUGUUUGAGGACGCACUUGGGCGCAUCCUGAAUCUCUUUCCUAUCAAGCAGGGGAGCACAACUUUUGAGGUAAAGCACUUCUCCCAGGACAAGACAAGAGGAACGGCAGGACUUUUAUCUCUUUUCCAAGGAAAUGAAAGAGGAGUGAAGAAGCUGAGCUCCAAGAAACUGACUUGUUGUCUGAAUCCAGAGCUAGCUAUGUAAUGCUGCUGUGGCUGAUGCCCUGAGAUGGCCAAAGCGGGCACAGAUGAACCUCAGUUACCACAGGACUAUGGGGAUCCCACUUCACAGGUCAAAGAUGAGUGGUCAAUGGCAAAGACAGAGUCUCAGAGCACUGUCAAAAUUGAAGUGAUUUGCACAGAUGAUGGCGAGAGCUCUACGCAUAGCACUGCCGAGGAGCCAGCCCGCAAGCGCAAAAAGGGACCUGCCCCCAAGAUGUUGGGGGACGAAGUCUGCAGCGUGUGCGGGGACAAGGCCUCAGGCUUUCACUACAACGUCCUGAGCUGCGAGGGCUGUAAGGGCUUCUUCCGACGCAGCGUCAUCAAAGGAGCACAGUACACCUGCAAGGGCAGUGGGCAGUGCCACAUGGACAUGUACAUGCGCCGGAAGUGCCAGGAAUGCCGCUUGAAAAAGUGCCGACAGGCAGGCAUGCGGGAGGAAUGUGUCCUUUCAGAAGAGCAGAUCCGCAAGAAGAAGAUCCGUAAACACGAGGGUGAUGGGGUGCCGGCUGGGGAGAGAGAUGGAGACGAAAUACUUCGAGUACCUCCUUUGCCCUGUGACCCUGCUUUAUCCCAGCCUGAGCCAGCUCCUCUUACGCCCCAGCAGGAGGGCAUGAUCCAGCAGCUGGUGGCGGCCCAACAGCAGUGCAACAAGAGGAGCUUUAGCGAUCAACCCAAAGUCACGCCCUGGCCAAUGGGCAGUGACCCCAACAGCCGGGAGGCACGCCAGCAGCGCUUUGCCCACUUUACAGAGUUAGCCAUCAUCUCAGUGCAAGAGAUUGUGGACUUUGCCAAGCAAGUACCCGGCUUCCUGCAGCUCUCACGGGAAGACCAGAUCGCACUACUCAAGGCUUCCACCAUUGAGAUCAUGUUACUGGAGACAGCCCGGCGCUACAAUCAUGAGACGCAAUGCAUUACGUUUCUUAAAGAUUUUACGUACAGUAAAGACGACUUUCAUCGUGCAGGUCUUCAGGUUGAAUUCAUCAACCCCAUAUUUGAGUUCUCCCGGGCCAUGCGACAGCUGCAGCUGGAUGAUGCCGAAUACGCCCUUCUCAUUGCAAUCAAUAUCUUCUCCGCUGACAGGCCCAACGUGCAGGACCAUGGCCUGGUAGAGGCGUUGCAGCAGCCCUACGUGGAGGCCCUCAGUUCUUACAUCCACCUCAACCGCCCACAGGACCACCUGAUGUUCCCCCGCAUGCUGAUGAAGCUGGUGAGCCUGCGGACUUUGAGCAGUGUGCACUCAGAGCAGGUCUUUGCUUUGCGCCUUCAAGAUAAGAAGCUUCCGCCACUUCUGUCUGAGAUCUGGGAUGUACAUGAAUAGACAUUUUGAAUGGACUGGGGAAGAGGUAGACCCUCCCUCAUAUACCUCUCUCCCAGCAGCGCCAGCAGACAUGCUUCCCCAUAGUGAGUCUUUGGACUCAGCAUAAGCCUUACAAUGGCUGGACUGGGAUCCUGCCAAAAGAAUUGAGUCAAGUGAGUUACUAAGCACUUUUUUUUUCUCCUCCUCCCCAUCUACUCAUCAUCUUUUUUCCACUACUUCAGAUUUGGUGGAGGGGGAGAGGUCAGUCACCACCUUCCUUUUAAGUGGGAAGAGGGAGAAGGUAGAAAGAAAUUUCUCCCCAAAGACUGUAUUCCCUCCUGUUUGUGAAAGGCAAACAGCUAUGCCCUGCACCACACUCUGCUUUGACAGCCUACAACUGUUUCUCCCUAGGGAGGGAAAGAGUAUCGCAGUGAAAAAUAAGAGAGGGGUUGCCAUAUACCUGGUGUGUGGGGCAGAUACCCAGAAGAAAUAAACUCGUCAUGAAAAUGAAGCGUCUGGACUGGUCUCCUGAUACCCCUAUAUGAGAAAUAUUCCCUUGUAGAUAUUGUAAUAAUGCUGGGGGAGGUGGUGAAAAAAAAAUGCCAGAGUCUUGUCAGAAGAGAAAGGAAGGGGAGUUAUUAAAAAUAUUUGGCUGAGUUCAUUCAUCACUCAUAA